AUGUUUUAUCGCCAAGAAACCGUCGUCCUCCUGGGAGCUUCCUGGUCCUGUCGUCACUUCAGAACGGCAGAACGACAGCUUCGGCGACCAACUUCAUUCUUAUCCUUUCUGAUCGACUUUUUUAUCACACCUAGACACGCCAACACUGCCUACAUAGCACAAGCAACCUUCGCAAUGCCGUCCGACCUCUCAUCAUUCCUAGCCACGCGCUACCUUGUAGCAGACCCCAAACCAUCCAAGAAGCGAAAACGCAAGCAAGCAACCGACGGCCUCAUCAUCGCCGACGACGACGACUCCUGGGCCAACCCCUCUUCCUCCAGACAAGACAACGACGACUCCACACUCGAUGGCUCCGUCACAGUCUCCGGCACGAGCGCCGACUUUCGUCGCAGCAAAAAAUCCAACUGGAAAUCUCUCAACGGCCAAUCGACCACCACCGCCACCACCACCACCACCACCACAAGAACACCAGCUACAGACAGCGACGCAGCAGCAGCAAACGCAAUCCUAGCCUCCGCCGCCGCCGAAUCCUCCGCCGCGCACGACGCCGACGACGAACUCCCCACCAUAGCCCACGACGGCGGCGGCGACCCCUCCGUCGUCAAAAUGAGCGACGGCACCCACGCAGGCCUGCAGUCCGCCGCCUCCGUCGCCGCCCAGCUGCGCAAGCGCCGCGAAGCCGAAGAAGCCGAGUUCACCGCCCUGCGCAAGAAAAAAACCAGCAAGAAAAACGAAGGAAAGGAGGAAGAAGAGGAAGAAGAAGAGACUGUCUACCGCGACGCCACGGGCCGUCGUGUCGACGUCGCCAUGAAACGCGCCGAGGCGAGGCGGAUGGCUGCCGAGCAGGAGGAGCGCGACCGCGAGAGGCAGGCCAAGACGACGGCGCGUGGUGACGUCCAGGCUGCCGAGGCGCGGGCGAGGAGGGAGGCGCUCGAGGAGGCCAAGACUAUGACCUUCGCCCGGACGGCGGACGAUGAGGAGAUGAACCGCGAGAUGAAGGACAGGCAGAGGUGGAAUGACCCCAUGGCGCAGUUUAUGGAUACCGCUGACAGUGGUGGUGGCGCUGGCGAUGGCGGGGGAAAGAGCAAGAAAGGGAAGGGCAGGAGGCCGGUGUAUACUGGCGCCGCGCCGCCGAACCGCUAUGGGAUUCGGCCCGGGUACCGGUGGGAUGGCGUUGACAGGAGUAACGGCUUCGAAGGGGAGCGCUUCAAGGCCAUUAACCGGAGGGAGAGGAACAAGGGCCUGGACUACGCAUGGCAGAUGGACGAGUAAAGGGACGGGAGCUAAAGCGUUGCUACCAAAACCGGGCCGCUUUGUAUUUAUGAUUAUAUAGCCUAAGGUAUCAUGGCAAAGAGAACCCCAAAAAAGAAAGACCCCCCCCCGAUUGAUCU
Messenger RNA from Sodiomyces alkalinus F11, 1391 nucleotides. RefSeq lists its product as hypothetical. The transcript is spliced from 2 exons. Bases 1 to 1272 code for a protein of 423 amino acids. The record is from RefSeq and is a predicted model, not a curated record. Gene Ontology annotation, molecular function: RNA binding. Gene Ontology annotation, cellular component: RES complex; U2-type spliceosomal complex. NCBI's taxonomy places the organism in Eukaryota, Fungi, Ascomycota, Sordariomycetes, Glomerellales, Plectosphaerellaceae. Gene Ontology annotation, biological process: mRNA splicing, via spliceosome.